GCCGACGCGUCCAGAGACACCUCCAUGGGGCGAACGAACGGCUCGAUGUGGGUUUGUGUGGCCGGUGUUCGCCGAUAAAAAGGGGCCGCGCUCGGGAGCUUGACCGCACUGCACACUACUAACACUCUCCACUCUCCCACGCCACGCCGACUAGCUUCCUCCGUUCUCCUCCUUUGCUUGCCCGGACCUCGGCGAGGCGUCGGCGAGAGAGCUCGACCUCAAGCUCCCUUCCGCUGCUGCAAUGGCGGCCCCUCUGGUGCUCAUCCUCUUGGUCGCCAUGUUCACCGGCUCAGAUGCGAUGUACUGCGUGUGCAAGUCGGACGCGAACCCGGUGGCGAUGCAGAAGGCCAUCGACUACGCGUGCGGCAAGGGCGCCGACUGCACCCAGAUCACCUCCAGCGGGCCCUGCUUCCAGCCCUCCUCCGUCGUCGCCCACUGCUCCUACGCCUGCAACAGCUACUACCAGAAGAACGCCGGCAUGGGCGCCACCUGCGACUUCAUGGGCGUCGCCACUCUCACCGGCGCCGACCCCAGCGCCGGAUCCUGCAAGUACCCCGCCAGCACAAGCGGCGUAGGCACCGGAGCAGGCACCGGCGGCAUGGGAACCGGCGGCACAGGGACAGGUACCGGCGGCAUGGGAACCGGUACAGGAACCAGCACCGGAGCGGGCACGGGCGUCGGCACCGGCACCAGCACCGGCGGCAUGGGGAGCAUGACCCCGCCGGGCGCGACCAGCACCGGGAUGCCGGGAAGCCCCUUCGGCGGCGGCGCGUACGGCCCAUCCAUGAACCAGGACUACAGCGCAGCCGUGGUCGGUCGCCGCGUGGCCGCCGCGGGGCUCCUCGUGGCGGCAGCCGCGCCGCUCCUCCUCCACUUCAUCUGAUGCGCUGGUGACCACUGGUUGGCUGGCGGAAAGGCGCGUCGGCAAUGCUGGCGGGUGCGACGCCGGAUUCGGUGGGCGCGGCCGCCGCUUUUGUGCCCGUUGGCUCGCUCGCCUGCCUUUCCGGCGUCGUUUUGAUGUUCGAUCGGACGUACCGGUAGCCUAGUGUCUGUCUGUCUGUCCAUGAGUACUACUCUUAUUAAGCUGACCACCCCAUGUGGUGUUUGUACCGGUGCGGGUCGUGGUAGAGUUGAUGAGAUCUGGUAGGGAAUUCUUUCUUCCUUCUCGUAGCGGUGACGGUGUUCCGAGACAUAUAAUUAUGUGUUGUCGUUCCAACUUCGUCUGUUUCCAUGCCA
Triticum dicoccoides is the source of this 1236-nucleotide messenger RNA. RefSeq names its product PLASMODESMATA CALLOSE-BINDING PROTEIN 4-like. The record is from RefSeq and is a predicted model, not a curated record. Bases 242 to 883 code for a protein of 213 amino acids. The transcript has 3 exons. Lineage: Eukaryota; Viridiplantae; Streptophyta; Magnoliopsida; Poales; Poaceae.